Molecule: messenger RNA, 1497 nt
Organism: Photinus pyralis (common eastern firefly)
Lineage: Eukaryota; Metazoa; Arthropoda; Insecta; Coleoptera; Lampyridae
Product: ataxin-3-like
Exons: 3
Coding region: 411-1280 (289 amino acids)
Biological process (GO): protein deubiquitination
Cellular component (GO): nucleus
Molecular function (GO): cysteine-type deubiquitinase activity
Source: RefSeq, a predicted model, not a curated record
GUCGAUACCAAUCAAUAAAAAUGGCUGGCGGUAGAAACAUGUCAUUUCAAAAUUUUGAAAAAUGUGAUAAACCAAGUGAUCCACAAUAGCUUAGGACAGUUUAAAUUUGGCGCUUAAAAUAUUUAGUGUUUUUUGCUUAAGGCAUUGACAAACAUGUUUAGAAAGUAGUUUAUUUAUGCAGUAAUCGCCAUCCAUUGGCAGCGUUUUAUGCGAAUUUUAAUUUUGUUAUCUACGUACGGCGAGCCAUGCGUUUUAAAGCAAACAGUUCUUUUUAAAGGUCUUUGCAUCUGCCACAUUUUUGAAAGGUUUUAAAGGGGAUGGCUUUUGAUUCCUUUGAUUCUAAAGGCACAUACGUUUAGAAGAUGCUCAUAUUCCACUUGGUUGUGUUUACUGCAAUUCAAUGAAAGAGAAUGUUGCAUCAAUUUGCAAAUUAUCUAAUCAACCUGCAAGAGGGUUCACUUUGCGCACAACAUUGUCUAAACGCGCUUCUUCAAGGAGCCUAUUUCACACCUGUGGAUCUGAGCACACUGGCACAGCGGCUGGAUGAAGAGGAACGGAUAUGUAUGGCGGAGUGUGGCGAAGAAAGUGAAGAGUAUCAAAGAUUUCUUCAGCAGGCGUCGGGCAACAUGGACGAUAGCGGUUAUUUUUCUAUUCAAGUAAUUAGUAGUGCUUUAGAGGUGUGGGGACUAGAACUCGUGCCUUAUUUGAGUACAGAUUCAAGAGUACAAACAGAUCCAACAACAAUGCAAGCCUUCAUAUGUAAUCACAAAGAUCACUGGUUUACAAUUCGACGGAUUGGCGAUCAGUGGUUUAAUUUAAAUUCUCUACUUCCGAUGCCCGAAUUAAUUUCGAAUACGCAUUUAUCGCUAAUUCUGGCUCAGUUAAGAAAUGACGGUUACUCAAUAUUCGUUGUUUUCGGACAAUUACCCGACUGUGAUGCCGAUCAAGUAUUAAGAAUGCGACCGGUCCAAUCGAUCAAUCGAAGAGUGAUCCCUGUGCAAACAGUUACGGAUGAGUACGACCAGGACCUUCAAAAUGCCAUCAAGUUGAGUUUAAACGAUGACUCGGACGAAUUAGAAAAGGCUCUGCAAUUCAGUCUUUGUGAGACUCCCCCGACUGAGCAAGAGGACGACGAGGAAGCCCAACUGCGCAAGGCGAUACAAAUGAGCCUAGAGUGUAAGUCGCGAACGCCCUCGACACCAUCGAGUCCCUGUGAUCCUGAUGAAAUUAGAAAUAGAAGAUUAGCAUAUCUCGCUAGACAACAAAAUUUAGAAUCGUAGUGGAGAAUCGAAUGCGUGUGCGUGUUAUCUUACUAACUAUAAUAGGAGUUUAUUACAGACGUGGGGUUUUUGUAUAUACCUGUUUUAUAUUUAUUAUACUUGGAAGAUUGUAUAUAUUCCCCUAGUUAAGUAAAUUUGUACAUAAUAUGAAACACUAAUUUAUUAUAUAACUAUUCUCUCUUUUUCAACUUAUUAAUAAAUUUGUUAUGUUUGUGUA